UGUUUUGAAACCAUCAAAAUGGAAGACUUUGACAAAUUCAAUGUGUUACUUGCAAUUCUUGCAAAGGUCUAACCCCACCGUUUUGUUAGAAAACCCCCCAUUUUCUCCCGCUAUUGAAGCAAAUCUGCUACUGGGUCUAAACCAUUCCAAUCUGAUUUUCAUUUCAUUUCCUUCCAUUGAUUCUUCACAAAGCAACCAAUCCAUAUCUCCAUAUAUCAGACUUCUAUGGACAUGGCAUGAAUUUCAACGGUCCGGAUGAUUCGUCGGCCACCCCCUACGCGGGCUAUUCACGGAUACGAGAAGUUCAAUGGCAAUUGCCGGAAUCGUUUCUGUUUCAUCAUCUCCAUCUCCUCCAUCUUCUGGUUUCUCUUAUUCUUCUUCCAUUCAACGACAUUAACGGCUCCGAAGAACGACAUCCGGUCCAUACCAGACAAGUAUCUGAAUUUAGCGUCGCAGCGUGACGUGUACACAGAACAGCCACACAUCGAUAAUCAAUCGCCCACAUCGCAGGACAUACAAACACAACCACCCAUCAAUCAAACUCCCAUUAUCGAUAACUGGGCCGCACCGAAUUCAGAUCCAUGUUCAGAUCAAUACAUCUACGUUCAUGAUCUACCGAGCCGUUUCAAUGAAGACAUGCUCAAAGAUUGCAAGAAACUCAGCUUAUGGACCGACAUGUGUCGGUUCACGUCGAAUGCAGGCCUCGGUCCGACGCUUGAUAACAAAGACGGAGUAUUCUCCAACAAAGGUUGGUUUGCGACGAACCAAUUCGCGGUGGAUGUGAUCUUCAACAACAGAAUGAAAAAAUACAAAUGCCUAACAAAUGAUUCAUCCAAAGCGUCCGCGAUCUUCUUACCCUUUUACGCGGGCCUAGAUAUCUCUCGCUACCUUUGGGGAUUCAACACAACGGUUCGCGACUCUGCGUCGAUCGAUCUCAUCAAGUGGGCUGCAGAGCAGCCAGAAUGGCAGAUCAUGGGAGGGAUGGACCACUUCCUAGUAGCUGGGAGGAUUACAUGGGAUUUCAGGAGACAGACAGAUCAGGAAAAUGAGUGGGGAAACAAGCUGAUGUUAUUGCCAGAGGCGAAGAACAUGACAAUGUUGGUGAUUGAAUCUAGCCCUUGGGAUGGAAAUGAUCGUGGAAUACCAUACCCUACCUAUUUCCAUCCUUCAAAUGAUAAUCAGAUCAUCCAAUGGCAGAACAGGAUGAGAGGAUUGAGAAGGCGUUGGUUGUUCGCAUUCGCUGGUGGCCUGCGUACGAACAUACCUGGAUCGAUUCGUGGCCAGAUCAUCGAACAGUGCAGAUCCUCCAAGCGUGGGAAGCUACUGGAAUGCGACGCAGGAGCUAGUAAGUGCCACUCGCCGAGCAGCGUUAUGAAGAUUUUUCAAAGGUCAGUGUUCUGUUUACAGCCUCAGGGCGAUUCGUAUACUCGACGGUCGACCUUUGAUUCGAUGUUGGCUGGGUGUAUUCCGGUAUUUUUUCACCCGGGAUCUGCUUAUGUGCAGUAUACGUGGCAUUUACCGAGGAAUUAUACGAGAUAUUCGGUUUUUAUACCGGAAGGGGAUGUAAGGGAAGGAAAGGUGAGUGUAGAGAAGAGAUUGCUUGAAAUUCCGAUAUCUGAAGUGAAAGAAAUGAGAAGGAAUGUGAUAGGGAUGAUUCCACGGUUGAUAUAUGCAGACCCGAGAUCAAGAUUGGAGAGAUUUGAGGAUGCAUUUGAUGUAGCUGUAAAAGGGGUGAUUGAGAAGGUGAGGAGAUUGAAGAAAGAGAUGAGAGGUGGAAUUUUGAAGGUGGGAUUUGAAGAAGAGAUGAGUUGGAAGUAUGAUUUGGUGGGAAGAGUGGGUGACCAUGAGUGGGACCAUUUCUUUUCGAAACCGAAGGAUUGAUACUUAUAAGAGAGGAAAAUGGAAAAUAACGAAAUGAAUUUAAACAGGAUUAGAGAGAAAGAAGUGAUUGGAUUUCGUUGGGAUCGUAGCUUUUCUUUUUUUUUUUUUUAAAGUAGAAUAGAAAUAGGUGGGUGGUGAUAUAUACACCAAAAGAUGCUGUACAUUUUUCACUUUUUCCUUUGCAGUUUUCCAAUGUUUCAUGUGUUAAUAUCUUUUCGGUACGAUUCGAGAACU
This is a messenger RNA of Magnolia sinica, 2115 nucleotides long. Its product is annotated as xyloglucan galactosyltransferase MUR3-like. The coding region runs from base 256 to 1881 and encodes 541 amino acids. The record is from RefSeq and is a predicted model, not a curated record. Gene Ontology annotation, molecular function: glycosyltransferase activity. The transcript has a single exon. NCBI's taxonomy places the organism in Eukaryota, Viridiplantae, Streptophyta, Magnoliopsida, Magnoliales, Magnoliaceae.